AUGGGAGAGAUUUGCGGAGUUUGUGCACAGAACGAGUCCAAGUACAAGUGUCCAUCUUGUCAAUUGCGAUACUGCUCCAUCGCAUGCUUCAAACAACACAAAGAGACUCACGCCAACGACCCACCGAAACAGCAACCGACUCAGUCGACCCAGCCCACGCAACCUGCUCCUUCCAAUUCAUCCCAGGCACCUGCCCCAAGAAGUGCGCUACCUGGAAGUAGCAAGAAAACCGACUUUGCCGGCUUCGAAUCCGACCCUGAACUUUUGCGACUGCUUUACAGAUACCCAAAUCUGCGCAUCCAAUUACAAAGUGUCUAUGGCUUGACGCUGGAACCUACUCCUCAGGAGCAACGUUCAUUCUCUUCCAGAGGUCGAGGUCGAGGCAGGGGAAGAGGUGGAUUUCAUCACCAAUCACACUGGUCACAAGCAAAGGGCGACAAGGAGGCCAUAGAGUCUUUCAAAAACAUGAGGAAUGCUGAGGGUGAUGAUCAAGCUCUGGCUGAGUUUGUUAAGUUGCUCAAGAUGAGGUUUGCUCCGGACACUGAUGACAAUGCGCCUUGA
Molecule: messenger RNA, 561 nt
Organism: Aureobasidium melanogenum CBS 110374
Lineage: Eukaryota; Fungi; Ascomycota; Dothideomycetes; Dothideales; Saccotheciaceae
Exons: 2
Coding region: 1-561 (186 amino acids)
Biological process (GO): box C/D snoRNP assembly; snoRNA localization; maturation of LSU-rRNA from tricistronic rRNA transcript (SSU-rRNA, 5.8S rRNA, LSU-rRNA)
Cellular component (GO): pre-snoRNP complex; nucleus
Source: RefSeq, a predicted model, not a curated record